CUUGAUACAUUACUGUAUCUGCUUUGUACGAUGUCUACACUGUCCUUUCAGAAUAUAGAGCUACUGGAAUACUACUGUAAAAUUUAUUUGAAGGAUUGAAUUAUCAUGUCUUUCCGCCUGAAUUAAACAGUGUUGCUUAUAAUCAUAUUUUGAUAGAUUGAACAUGUCUUGCCGUCUGAAUGUUAUGGUGUUGGUCAUAAUCGUACUUUAUGGAGAUGCAUGUUGCAGCACAUGUUUCUUUGGAAUUUGUUCAUGGACGGAAUGGAAAACAGUGUCAACUAAUUGCGGACCUUCAUACUGUUGUCAACAAAGAGCGAGACAAAUAUGUUGUUUAGAUAUUGGAUGGAGUCAUGAGACGUGUAGUCGGUAUUGUCCGGGAUCACCAGAUGGUUCUCAGUCAGGGACUGGAGAUUCCAGUAAAUUGACAUGUAAUCACUGCAGUAAUGGCGAGUCUCUUCAAUAUUACGGACGGGCAUGUGACUGCCUGCCAGGAUACUACGGAACAUGUUGCCAAUAUGGUGUUUAAUUUCGACGAAACUGGCUGGUCAGGAAAAGAAUGUGCAAGAGAAAAGGUAAUUGGUCCAAAGUCUUGUCACAUAUAUCAACAACACUUUAUGAGCAACGACCAUGUGACUGCGCAUCUAUGCGUAUCUGCUGACGGGACUUUCAUCUCAACUAUGAUUAUAUAUAAGGGAUGUAUGCAGCACCUCAAUUACAAAGAAGGUUUGCCAGGUUAUUGGCUUUUCAGCGCUUCUGACAGUGGACAUAUGGACACCAGCAUAUUUCUUCAAUGGUUCAUUAAAGCCUUCUUACCCAAUUGUGGGAAAUACAGGCCAGUAGUCCUACUUAUGGACAAUCAUGAAUCACAUAUAUACUUGCCUCUAGUAGAAAUUGCCAGGAAGGAAAAUGUGAUACUUGUUGGGCUACCAUCCCAUACAACGCAUUACUUACAGCCCUUGGAUGUAAAAAUAAUAGGGCCAUUAAAUGAUAAGGUGACCAGACUUGCCUUGAGUGUUGGUCUUGUGCGACCUGGCUGUAAUAUAGGCAAGUCUCGGUUACCUAUAUUGCUGAGCUAUGCAAUUGACCAGACUGCGCCGAGCUCUGUCAAGGAGGCAUUCAGAUUGGCUCGUAUAAUGCCAGUCAAUCCUGAAGUAAUCGACGCCAGACAGCUUUUUCCACCAACCUUCCAUAUAGAGGAACGUGGAACAAACGAGGCCAUUGCAGAUAUCAUAUUUUAUCUAUUCUACAAUCUUUCAAAUUUACGAGUAAAAUAUCAAAUGAAACGAUAAUACAGUUGACUCUCGGUAACUCGAAAUCCAAGGGACUAGGUAUUUUACUUCGAGAGAAACGGAAUUCGAGUAACGUUGAACUACCGCCAUUACGUUGACUUCGUACAUGUAUAUACAUGUACCUGAUUGAAUGUGCAAAGAAGUAGCUUUCUUAUUGUUGUUAGCGGCAAUGCUGCAAUAUUUAACCAUUGAAAUGACGGUAAAUCACUUUCAACUACAAAUUAUAAAUGAACAAAAAUAUAUCAUUCAAAAUUUAAUACAUGUAUAUUAAUAGUGAAUCAUAAACACACAAUUAUAUUUGAUUUAAUUGAUCAUCGGACGAAAACGAAAUUAGCAACUAUCGUGAACCGGAAGUACAAAUUAAUGUAUGCAAUAUGACGGAACAUUAAUUAUACAAAUAUCAUUUACGUUGAUAAUACACAUCAAUACCUAGGCUGUUAUUUGACAAGGCUGUUAUUUGACUAACACCCGUCAGACUGGCACGAGUCAACUUUUUUAAAGAAAUGAAUUAAAUCUUAAUUAAGUUAUCAACUGUUAAAACCAAUUAAGUCGUGAAACGGAUUAAAGACACUUUUACGACGUGUAAAUAAUACAUGAUGACCGGCAAUUAAAAAUUACAUUGAAACGUGUAAAUCACGAGUGACAAAUCACGAGUGACAACAUCUCACCUUGAUGUCGCCGACUUUUGAUCAGUCGGCUGUUUUCACACUUCGACUAAUUGAGAUGAAAAUAUGUGGACUUUAAUUGACGGGACCAAAUUUUCUUUUCGACUAAACAGGAGUCUCGGUAAGUCAAAAUUUGACCUAAGCGGAGUUAAAAUACAAAGAUAAAGAAGGAAAUUUGACGGGACUUUAGAAAUUAUUCGACUAAGGCGGAAUUUUGAGUAAAACGAUUUUGACUUAUUGAGAGUCAACU
This is a messenger RNA of Ruditapes philippinarum (Manila clam), 2204 nucleotides long. RefSeq lists its product as uncharacterized. The transcript is spliced from 3 exons. Gene Ontology annotation, cellular component: nucleus. Gene Ontology annotation, molecular function: DNA binding. NCBI's taxonomy places the organism in Eukaryota, Metazoa, Mollusca, Bivalvia, Venerida, Veneridae. The coding region runs from base 444 to 1289 and encodes 281 amino acids. The record is from RefSeq and is a predicted model, not a curated record.